Messenger RNA from Cyphomyrmex costatus, 1247 nucleotides. Its product is annotated as protein TIPIN homolog. The coding region runs from base 133 to 1116 and encodes 327 amino acids. The record is from RefSeq and is a predicted model, not a curated record. Gene Ontology annotation, biological process: DNA replication checkpoint signaling; replication fork processing; DNA damage response. Gene Ontology annotation, cellular component: nucleus; replication fork protection complex. Gene Ontology annotation, molecular function: DNA binding. NCBI's taxonomy places the organism in Eukaryota, Metazoa, Arthropoda, Insecta, Hymenoptera, Formicidae. The transcript is spliced from 2 exons.
AUUUAUGGAGGACGGCAGAGGAAGUUGCGAGUCGCACGACGACAGCGAUUUUUAAGGCGAUCUGUAUCUUCGAAUACCUACAAACCCGUCUAAGCAGUGAUCAAAUUGAAUCAAUAGAUACUUCACAUCAUCAUGGCGGAUAUUCCAGAUUACGAAGGUGACGAUGAUAUUAUAGAGCAUUAUGAGAACCAAGAAUCCGAUGACGAACGUGGUAGUCAUGGGGAAGCAGAGGAUGCGACUUCCGACAACGAGAUGGGAACUGCGAGGAGAAUCGAUCCGUCAAAGACCAAGUCUAAGUCGCACGUAGUAAGAAACCCUGUGCCCAAACUUAACACAGAAAGACUGACAGGCCCUAAUGGUAUCCAAAUUAUCGAAAAGUAUUUCGAAGGCUUCAAAUUCUACGGCAAGGGACACGAAAGAAUGGACCUUGACAGAAUCAUGAAGAGACUGGAACAUUGGUCCUACCGAUUAUUUCCCAAGUACCAUUUUGAUGAUUUUCUCACGAGAGUUGAGCAACUAGGGACAAAAAAAGAUUUGCAAGUGUUUAUCAAAAAAUAUCGAUUGGAUAUGAUUACCUCAGAGGAUGAUUUAAUCACUCGUGAUAUUGAGAAAGAUGACGAGAAUGAGCAGGAAGAAAGCGUGCCUUUGGAUGACUUCGAUUUGCUGAUAACAGAACAAAUUCAAAAACAAAAGCAAGCUGAAACACGAGCUUCUAUUGAUGCUCCAAGCACUUCAACUGAGGAUGCAUUUGACAAGCUUUUAAUGCAGUCCACUGGUACACAAAAUUCACAAGUAUCACAUACAAAUACUACUGCUAAUGAAAUGAGUGACGAACUAAAGCAAAAAAUCGAGAGGAACAAGCAAUUAGCUAUUGAAAGAAGACUCCAAAGGCAGAAGGAGCGUGAGGAAGAAGUUAAGAGAACAAAAUUUGAUGACACGAAUGUAGAAACUGUAAGCGAAAGCGAUAAUUUUGUAAUCCAUGAUGAAACGAAUAUAUCCCAGAUAGAUAGUAUACCAUCACAAAUUAACGGUAACACAAAUAAAGCAAUUAUUAAUGAGACAAUAUUAUCAAAUGAUGAGUCAGCGAAGGAAACAGACAAAACCGUAUGUGAAUAAAAUAAAAUCUUGCAGUAAUAUAAGUUUUGCUGUUUAUGGAAGAUAUCAUAUAGAUACGUUUACUAUACAGUAUAAAAAUUGCCUCAUUUUGAAUUACCAUAUACUUAGAAGUAAACCAAAACGUAGUUGUU